AUAGUGAGGAUAAUUUUUGUUUGUUGUAUAAAAUGCUGCACCAAGGAAUCAUUUUAAGGGAAGGACAUAUUACGCGUACCAUUUAUAAUUUGAUAAAAGACAAACGCUACGAUGAUGUAAUCGAAUGUAUGGUGAGUAUUGGCGAAGCUGCCAACACCAGAGCGGGCCUCUCUACGCUGGGCUACUGUUACUACCACGCACAAAAAUACGAGGAGGCAGCUACUUGUUAUGAGCAAUUGUGUACACUGGUGCCAAAGGAAGCGAAAUAUAAAUUUUACUACGCGCAGUCUUUGUACCAGGCGGGCAUCUUUGGAGACGCUUUACGCGCUCUAAAGCAAAUUAGUGACCACGAGGGCCUGCGGGAGUCCUGCCUGCAACUGCAGAGCGCCAUAUUCUACUCAAGCGAGGACUUUGCAGGCGCGCAGAAUGUACUGAAUCAACGUGCGGCAGGCAAUGCAGACACGCUGAACGAUGAAGGCUGUCUACUCUUUCAUGCCGACCAAUACGAGAAUGCAGUGCAACGCUUUUCGAACGCCUUGAAGGUGGGCGGCUUUAAUCCGUUGGUGGCUUACAAUUUAGCAUUGUCGCAUUAUCACAAGAAGGAGAAGACCCAGGCCACUGAAUACACUUCGGAGAUUGUGGACCGCGGCAUACGCAAUCAUCCCGAGUUGGGCAUUGGCGCGCAAAUCGAUACCGAUGGCAGUGCACGCAGUGUAGGAAAUCCAAUUACAAUGGCCAUAUCCGGCAUAACACAGGCAUUGAAUUUGAAAGCGGCCAUCGAGUACCAGGAUGGCAAUAUUGAUGCCGCACGUGAUUCGCUAUUGGAUUUGCCGCCGCGCUCUGAAAGUGAAUUAGAUCCGGUAACUUUGCACAAUAUGGCAUUGACAGAUCCCAAGGGUGCGGUAGCUGGUUUGCGUAAAUUGGCAUUUUUGCUGCAGCUCGGCCCUCCGGCUUGCCCGAAGGAGACAUUUGCAAACAUUUUGUUAAUUUGCUGCAAGAAUGAGAUGUACGAAAUGGCCGCGGAUAUACUAGCAGAGCAUACGGACCUUACCUAUAAAUACUUGUCGCAGUAUCUCUACGAGUUGCUGGACGCGUUGAUAACUGCACAAACUUCCUCGGAGUUGGCAGAAAGGAAACUAGGUGUAUUAGCCUCCAGCUUGGCGGGAAAAUUGCGCAGUUUGGCCGCGAAAGUGCAGGAAAUGCGCGGCACUACCGAUCAGAUGGCGUUACGAAAUGCCUUGCAGGACUAUGAGAAUGCAUUGGAACUUUAUAUGCCUGUAGUCUUGGCACGCGCCUGGAUUUACUGGCGCGACGAUGACUUUGUAGGUGCAGAGCGUGAGUUCCGUGCAAGCGCAGAGUUCUGUUCGGAGAACUCAAUUUGGCGUCUCAAUGCGGGUCAUGUGCUCUUCAUGCAAGGCGACAAGUACAAGGAGUCGGCUGCGUUCUACGAGCCUAUCGUUCGUCAGCACAAUGAUGAUAUAAUGUCCGUGCCCGCUGCUGUGUUGGCCAACCUGUGCGUUUCCUAUAUAAUGACCUUUCAAAAUGAAGAAGCCGAAGAAUUGAUGCGCAAAGUGGAGAAGGCUGAAGAAUUAAAGGGCAAUAUGGGCAAGCAGUAUCAUCAUUUGUGCAUUGUCAAUUUGGUUGUGGGCACCCUGUAUUGCGCUAAAUCCAAUUACGAAUUCGGUUUGUCACGCAUAGCGCACGCACUGGAGGGAGGCAAUGGUGCGCGGUUGUAUGCGGACACUUGGCUGCACGUGAAGCGUUGUGUGUUGGGGCUGCUUACCGGAAUGGCAAAGCAGAAUAUUAUUUUGCCAUAUCCGGCAGUGCAGGAAGUGAUGAAUUUCUUGAAGUCUUGUGAAGUUUACGGUCUCUUUACGCCCGCAAAUAUUUAUACCGCUACCGAUGAAGUGCCGGCAGAACCAUUGACAAUUGGCUUGGAAGCACGAAAGCUGCGUCUCUUACUGAUCAAACUGACCGAAUACGAACAGUGAAUUGACAUUAAUUGC
Anastrepha obliqua is the source of this 2006-nucleotide messenger RNA. RefSeq names its product tetratricopeptide repeat protein 30 homolog (gene Ttc30). Lineage: Eukaryota; Metazoa; Arthropoda; Insecta; Diptera; Tephritidae. The transcript has 9 exons. The record is from RefSeq and is a predicted model, not a curated record. The coding region runs from base 33 to 1991 and encodes 652 amino acids. Gene Ontology annotation, cellular component: intraciliary transport particle B; axonemal microtubule. Gene Ontology annotation, molecular function: protein binding; intraciliary transport particle B binding. Gene Ontology annotation, biological process: intraciliary transport.